AUGUAUCCACUGGCCCCUGACAUAAGAUCUGGAUUUGACAGCUCAGUUACACAUGAACGUCGCCGUGAACUGGCCCCCAUCGUUUCUACAAGCAUAGCCAUGGAGGCAGAAACUCAGCCGCUGCUACAGGCACCAUAUGAAUGCCGCGCAGAGAGUGAUAUCGAGCCGAGCACUGGCCGCGACGGCCUUCCUACCGCGACGCCAGGCAAAUACCUCAGCUGGACAAGCGCAUACAUCCUCGUAGUCUCACGGGUCAUCGGCAGCGGCAUCUUCGCGACCCCGGGCUCGAUCGUAAAGUCAUCAGGCAGUAUCGGGCUCUCGCUUUUGCUCUGGGGCGCCGGAACCGUCCUUGCGGCAUGUGGAAUGGUCAUAUCGAUGGAGUACGGGUGCAUGCUGCCUCGUUCAGGCGGCGAUAAGGUAUACCUCGAGUAUACCUACCCUAAACCUAGAUACCUGGCGUCUACGCUCGUUGCUGUGCAGGCCGUUCUCUUGGGGUUUACGGCAAGCAACUGCAUCAUCUUUGCAAAGUACACGGUGUUUGCGUUCGGCGGCGCACCCACAGAGCUCACUCAUAAGCUCUUUGCGACGGGUCUGCUGACCCUCAUCACUAUUGUCCACGGCCGGUUCCGUCAGACGGGCAUCUGGAUCCAGAACGUGCUGGGAUGGCUGAAGAUCUUCCUGAUCUCAUCGAUUUCCCUGACGGGGAUCUGGGUCAUCCUCCUCCGGCCAAGUGGAAUUGAGAGCGGUGCCGGCGCUGCAUCUGCGGCAAUGGAUCAGGGCUUGAUGAACUGGGAUACCCUCUGGGAGGGCUCAAACUGGAGCUGGAAUCUCCUUUCGACCUCGCUUUUCAAGGUCCUCUACUCGUAUGCCGGCCUGAAUAAUGUCAAUAAUGUGCUUGGCGAAGUGCGCGAUCCUAUCCGCACACUCAAGACGGUUUGUCCGGCCGCACUCUUAACAUCGGCGGCGCUGUAUUUGCUAGCCAACCUCUCGUACUUCCUUGUUGUCCCGCUUAACGAGAUUAAGCAGAGUGGAGAGCUUGUUGCGGCCUUGCUUUUCGAUCGUCUGUUCGGUCCGCGUGUAGGAGGAACGCUGUUCCCUUUUGCUAUCGCCGUCUCUGCGGCAGGUAAUGUCAUGGUUGUCACAUUUGCGCUGGCCCGAGUCAACCAAGAGAUCGCUCGGCAGGGCUUCCUCCCUUGGGGCGACCUCCUCUCCUCAUCGAAACCAUUCGGCACCCCCCUCUGGGGCUUGAUAGUGCACUACAUCCCAUCAAUCCUGGUCAUAACCCUCCCACCGCAAGGCGACGUCUACAACUUCAUCCUAGAUGUCGAGGGCUACCCGGGUACGAUUUUCGGUCUCGCCAUCACAGUCGGCAUGCUGAUUCUGCGGUAUCGCGAGCCGUACCUGACCCGUCCAUUCAAAGCGUGGUUACCCGCUGUUUGGCUACGGAUCGUUGUGUGCUUGGCCCUCCUGGUUUCACCGUUUAUUCCCCCUCCAGGGCACAAGGGUGAUGUGGAGUUUUUCUAUGCGACGUAUGCCGUUGUCGGGACCGGAGUGCUUGCCUUUGGAGUGAUUUACUGGUACGUGUGGACAGUCUUGCUUCCCAGAUGGGGCGGGUAUAAACUCGAGGAGGAGGAGAAGGUGCUGGACGACGGAACAGCUGUUACAAGAUUGGUAAAGGCGUAA
This is a messenger RNA of Aspergillus nidulans FGSC A4, 1683 nucleotides long. RefSeq names its product putative methionine permease. Lineage: Eukaryota; Fungi; Ascomycota; Eurotiomycetes; Eurotiales; Aspergillaceae. The coding region runs from base 1 to 1683 and encodes 560 amino acids. Gene Ontology annotation, biological process: L-alpha-amino acid transmembrane transport; transmembrane transport. Gene Ontology annotation, molecular function: transmembrane transporter activity. The record is from RefSeq and is a predicted model, not a curated record. The transcript has 5 exons. Gene Ontology annotation, cellular component: membrane.